Messenger RNA from Elgaria multicarinata webbii, 956 nucleotides. It is a transcript of the gene YWHAG, whose product is annotated as tyrosine 3-monooxygenase/tryptophan 5-monooxygenase activation protein gamma. Gene Ontology annotation, molecular function: protein kinase C binding. The record is from RefSeq and is a predicted model, not a curated record. NCBI's taxonomy places the organism in Eukaryota, Metazoa, Chordata, Lepidosauria, Squamata, Anguidae. Gene Ontology annotation, biological process: signal transduction; intracellular protein localization. Gene Ontology annotation, cellular component: cytoplasm. Bases 137 to 880 code for a protein of 247 amino acids. The transcript has 2 exons.
CUUCCAGCCUCGGUCGGGAGCCGAUUUUUUUUUUUUUAAAAAAAAACCCCUCUCUAAAGAUAUUUUAUUUAUUUAUUUUACCACACACACAACUUCUCCAUCUUUCAUACCCCCCGAAAAAAAAAGCUCCGUAAAGAUGGUGGACCGCGAGCAGCUGGUGCAAAAAGCCCGGCUGGCCGAGCAAGCCGAGAGAUACGACGACAUGGCGGCCGCCAUGAAGAACGUGACGGAGCUGAACGAGCCACUGUCCAACGAGGAAAGGAACCUCUUGUCUGUAGCCUACAAGAAUGUCGUUGGGGCCCGGCGUUCCUCCUGGCGAGUCAUUAGCAGCAUUGAGCAGAAAACCUCUGCCGACGGCAACGAGAAGAAGAUUGAGAUGGUGCGGGCCUACCGUGAGAAGAUCGAGAAGGAGCUGGAAGCGGUGUGCCAGGACGUGCUGAGCCUCCUAGACAACUACCUGAUCAAGAACUGCAGUGAGACCCAGUACGAGAGCAAAGUCUUCUACUUGAAGAUGAAAGGGGACUAUUACCGCUACCUGGCUGAGGUGGCCACGGGGGAGAAGAGAGCGACCGUGGUGGAGUCCUCCGAGAAGGCCUACAGCGAAGCCCAUGAGAUUAGCAAGGAACACAUGCAGCCCACUCACCCCAUCCGGCUGGGCCUGGCGCUUAACUACUCCGUUUUCUACUACGAGAUCCAGAAUGCUCCCGAGCAGGCAUGCCACCUGGCCAAGACGGCUUUCGACGACGCCAUCGCCGAGCUAGACACCCUCAACGAGGACUCCUACAAGGACUCUACGCUCAUCAUGCAGCUGCUCCGCGAUAACCUAACGCUCUGGACGAGCGACCAGCAAGACGACGACGGCGGCGAAGGCAACAACUAGACCCCUCGGAUGGACUGGCAGCCGCACGCUGAUGCUACUACUGCAGUCUUUAUUUUUUUUCCCACGAGUGGGGGGG